AUGACGUCAUAUGGUACAGAAAUGCCCUCCACAAACAAGGUGUCAUCCCUCAUCCGCAGAGCAACGCCCUGCCCUCAUGAACCUGAGCAGUACUGGUAUGUUCGAUAUAAAUUCUGUAAGGAAGUGCUGUCCGGCCUUUUACAGUCGGGCAUCAUUUUAACAAUAAGUGAAGAAGAGGCUCAAAGUAUUGUGAGUAAAGACGAGGAUUUCUCCUCCUAUCCAGGGCCUGUCAUGGAUGAAGAGACUCAGCACAGCCUUGAAUGCAUCCAGGCUAAUCAGAUUUUUCCCAGGAAGCAGCUGAUCCGAGAGGAUGAGAACCUUCAGGUCCCAUUCAUUGAACUUCAUGGUGAGAGUACGGAGUAUGUAGGACGAGCAGAGGAUGCCAUCAUUGCACUUUCUAAUUACAGGCUUCACAUCAAGUUCAAGGAGUCUGUUGUGAAUACUGGCUGUCAAAAUGAUGCUUGUGAAACCCCAGUUCCGUUGCAGCUUAUAGAAAGUGUGGAGUGCCGUGACAUAUUUCAACUUCAUUUGACUUGCAAAGACUGCAAGGUUAUAAGGUGUCAGUUUUCUACUUUUGAGCAGUGUCAAGACUGGCUUAAGCGACUGAACAAUGCCAUCCGCCCUCCUUCGAAGAUAGAAGACCUUUUCUCGUUUGCCUAUCACGCUUGGUGUAUGGAGGUAUAUGCUAGCGAAAAGGAACAGCACGGGGAUUUGUGUCGGCCAGGAGAACAUGUAACUUCAAGGUUUAAAAAUGAAGUGGAGCGGAUGGGGUUUGAUAUGAACAAUGCCUGGAGGAUUUCCAACAUCAAUGAGAAGUACAAGCUCUGUGGUAGUUACCCCCAGGAAAUCAUCGUUCCCGCCUGGAUCACGGAUAAAGAGCUAGAGAGCGUGGCAAGCUUUCGGUCCUGGAAGCGUAUCCCUGCUGUUGUGUACAGGCAUCAGAGCAACGGAGCAGUUAUUUCCCGCUGUGGACAGCCUGAGGUCAGUUGGUGGGGCUGGAGGAAUGCGGAUGAUGAACACCUUGUCCAGUCUGUAGCCAAAGCCUGUGCCUCAGAUUCGAGGUCCAACAGUAACAAAUUAAUGAAUGGAAAUUGUUCCAGAGAUUUCUCCAAUGGAGGGGACCUCUCUGAUGUGGAAUUUGAUUCCUCAAUCUCUAAUGCUUCAGGAGCAGAGAGUUUGGCGAUACAGCCUCAGAAGCUUUUGAUCUUGGACGCACGAUCUUACGCAGCAGCUGUGGCGAACAGAGCCAAAGGUGGAGGCUGUGAGUGCCCAGAAUAUUAUCCAAACUGUGAAGUGGUGUUCAUGGGGAUGGCAAACAUUCAUUCUAUCCGGAAGAGUUUUCAGUCGCUGCGUUUGCUCUGCACACAAAUGCCAGAUCCAGGAAAUUGGUUAUCAGCUCUGGAAAGUACCAAAUGGCUGCAGCACUUAUCUGUGCUUCUGAAAUCCGCGCUACUCGUAGUUCAUGCCGUGGACCGAGACCAGCGACCAGUCUUGGUGCACUGCUCAGACGGCUGGGACCGAACCCCCCAGAUCGUGGCGCUGGCCAAACUGCUGCUAGAUCCGUAUUACAGGACCACAGAGGGUUUCCAGGUGCUAGUGGAGACGGAGUGGCUGGAUUUUGGCCACAAGUUUGCAGAUCGCUGUGGCCAUGGUGAGAAUUCGGAUGACCUAAAUGAGCGCUGCCCAGUGUUUUUACAGUGGCUGGACUGCGUCCAUCAGCUCCAGAGGCAGUUCCCUUGCUCUUUCGAGUUUAACGAAGCAUUCCUUGUCAAAUUGGUGCAGCACACCUACUCUUGCCUCUUUGGUACAUUCCUGUGCAACAAUGCGAAAGAGAGAGGAGAAAAACACACUCAGGAACGGACCUGUUCUGUCUGGUCUUUGCUGCGGGCAGCAAACAAAGCCUUCAGAAACCUGCUCUACUCCUCCCAGUCAGAAUCUGUGCUGUAUCCAGUGUGCCACGUGCGUAAUUUAAUGCUCUGGAGUGCUGUUUACCUGCCGUGCUCUUCCCCCUCUACACCCGCUGAUGACACCUGUGCCCCAUACCCUGUUCCCGGCUCUAGCCCUGAAGAUCAGCCUCUGGGCAGGUUACCAAAGACGAGAUCAUUUGACAAUCUGACGACAGCCUGUGAUAGCAGCGUGCCUACAACCAAUCGACGUAGUAGCGACCCCAGCCUCAAUGAAAAGUGGCAAGAGCACCGUCGGUCCCUGGAGCUGAGCAGCCUCGGUAACCCUGGGGAUGAUCCGUUUGAUGGAGAUGGCCUGAGUAAACAAGGCAGGGCUCCAGUUGGAGCAGAACUCUCUGUUGCAGCUGGUGUGGCAGAGGGACAGAUGGAGAACAUUUUGCAAGAGGCCACCAAAGAUGAUGUUGGUCUGGAGGAGCACUUACGGGGUAGCCUAGAGACAGUAGGGAAAGGGGAUGAGAUUGCCCUGGACAAGGAGAAGAGAAGCGACAAUCUACAUGGGUAUGUCAGUGAUGUCGGUGAAAAGGCCAAGGCGGAUAAAGGUAUUGUAAUGAACAAUCCAGCAUCCAAUCCACAUCCCGUUUCACAAGGUGCUUCUGAGCUGAAAGGACAACAGGAUGAGCAUGCUGAUCUCAGUAACGCUAUCCAGAAGUUACCUCAGGUGAGAGGACUACAGGCUGUUCCUUUGGAGGGCUUUGUAAAUAGAGACACUCAAAAGAACAUGGAGGAAGAAAGCGUUAGCAAACUUGAGGGAGAAGCAGAGAGCCUGUACGAUACAGCGCAGGCCAGCCUUCCGUUACCUCUUACGAUCGCGCAUGAGGCAAGAACAUCCAACAUUGAAAGUUCUACGGAAACCUUAACAGAGAAUGAAGCAAAGCAAGAGCUUGUUCCUAAGGGUCCUUGCCAUAGACCUCACCUGAUCGACAACAGUGCUGACGAACUUUCUCGAACUAUUGAAAAUAGGCCAGAGGGGGAGAGCGUGCUAGAACUUCAAAAACUGGGAACAAAAGUACAUAGGACUUCUGGUAGCAGCAACACACACAUCCCGAUGCCUUCCCCUUGUGCCUUGCCUUUAGCUGAAUGUAAAGAUGAGGUGGUGUGUAAUGGAGAGCUGGAGCCUGAGAAUAAGAUGACAGAGAAGCCUGAGGGGUUUAGUAUCACCCAGAAAUACCACGCGACAAACGGACACUGUGUGAAUGGAGAGGACGGUCGGAUCAAAGCCUCUCUGAGUCGGCAGGUCUCCACAGCUAGCUGUAGUUCUGCACAGUUUCACUUGAGGAACUUGCACCAAAAAUGGAUGUUUAGUCAUCUUGGUAAGCAGCAGGCAGCCAGCAGCCCAGAGCAACCUGCCAGAAGUCACCUGGAUGACGAUGGGAUGCCUGUCUACACUGACGUUAUCCAGCAGCGCCUGCGCCAGAUAGAAACUGGCCAUCAGCAAGAAGUGGAGACCUUGAAGAAGCAAGUGCAAGAGUUGAAGAGCCGGUUGGAGAGCCAGUUCCUGAACAGCUCCUUACGUCUCAAUGGUGAUUAUGGAGACGAAGUGACUUCUAUACCCGACUCGGAAAGCAAUCUGGAUCAGAACUGCUUGUCUCGCUGCAGCACAGAGAUUUUCUCUGAAGCCAGCUGGGAACAGGUGGAUAAACAGGACACAGAGGUGACGCGAUGGCUUCCAGACCACCUCGCUGCGCACUGCUAUGGCUGUGACAGCACGUUCUGGCUUGCCAGCAGGAAGCACCACUGCAGGGACAUUGAACGUGUUGAUCAAAUCUGGAAUUGUGGAAAUGUGUUCUGCUCCAGUUGCUGUAACCAGAAGGUGCCCGUUCCCAGUCAGCAGCUCUUUGAACCCAGCAGAGUCUGCAAAUCGUGCUACAGCAGCUUGCACCCCAGCAGCUCCAGCCUUGACCUCGAACUGGAUAAACCCAUCACUGCCACGUCAAAUUAA
Molecule: messenger RNA, 3903 nt
Organism: Nipponia nippon (crested ibis)
Lineage: Eukaryota; Metazoa; Chordata; Aves; Pelecaniformes; Threskiornithidae
Source: RefSeq, a predicted model, not a curated record